GCAGAAUUAGAAUGUGUCUCUCUUCUGGUAGAGUUUGCUAAAGACAGGAAAGAUGUACUUAAUGCCCAGAACAAUAAAGGCUUGACAGCUCUCAUGGCAGCUGCAGCUUUUGAAAGAACUGAUCUGAUAAGAGAGCUUUUGUGCCAUGGUGCUGACGUUAACAUUGAAGAUAACCAUGGGGAUACAGUUUUGUUUCAUUACUUGUCCUCGGACUGUGAGCCUGAGCAAAAACUUUUGCUUGAGUUUGUUCAUGCGGGGAUUGAUGUCAACAGACACAACAAAGACGGUUUAUCGCCACUGAUGGUAGCUGCUAAGAACUGCUUGCCAUCUGCAUUAGUUGUCUUACUUGAUUCUGGAGCAGAUGUCAAUGCAGUCAGUGUAAAAGAUGAGACAAAAACAGCGCUGUCGCUUGUCCCAAUUAAUUUCUCCCUGUGCACAGAGUCUGCGUUAUGCAUAGAAACUUUGCUUGAUAAAGGUGCCGAUGCGUCAUAUGUAAAUCCACGUUUUCUCCCUGAACUGAUUCUGACUUUUCGAGAUGAUUACAUACCUAAACUGAUUAGUUGUGGAUUAUGUCCUUCUGACUUUCAGUUGCAUGAUCCAGAAACCUCUGGUGUUAAUGUACUGUCCACCGUGUCACCUCUGUGUCUGGCUUUACUGGUUGGAAAUGUGCUUCUGGCUCAGUACUUUGUAGACAACCUGUUUUUAACCAAAUCUGAUGUUUCCUCAUUGUCCAGCAGCGGCUUGCGAGAUUUUCUGCAUCGCAAAAAACAGCAGGAUUGUGUAAACUUUCUCGAUACUAUUACUGAGCAGCCUUGGUCUCUCUUCCAUCUGGCACUAGUGGCUGUAUCAUCUGCUGUUGGCACAUCUCCUGGCCGGGAGAAUCAAGUAAAUGCCUUGCCUUUACCUGAGAAGAUGAAGCACAAACUGUUGUACAGGGCAGAUAAUGUUGAGCUGAUGACACCACGUGACCCAGACACAGUCUUACAGAUCCGAUGUCGAGGUUUCUGGAUGAGAAAGUUUGGAGACUAUUACACAAAGACCAAGUCCUUUCAAUAUAUACCCGAAGAUUUGGACAGUGACUUUGAUUUAGAUAGCCUUCUUAACAGUGAUUCAGAUGAUGAUUUUGAGUAUGGGUCAGAAUUAUUUAACAUGAUCUACGGCUAUUCAGUCGAUGACUUUGGCUUUGACUUGGAAUCAGGGUCAAAUUACUCAUAUUCGCCUGAUUCAGAUUGGUAA
This is a messenger RNA of Candidula unifasciata, 1236 nucleotides long. NCBI's taxonomy places the organism in Eukaryota, Metazoa, Mollusca, Gastropoda, Stylommatophora, Geomitridae. The record is from the annotation of a GenBank genome assembly.